Molecule: messenger RNA, 1275 nt
Organism: Oryza sativa Japonica Group (Japanese rice)
Lineage: Eukaryota; Viridiplantae; Streptophyta; Magnoliopsida; Poales; Poaceae
Source: RefSeq, a predicted model, not a curated record
AUGGUCUUUGGCGAUUACUUCCGCCGCCGCAUCGUACCUCUCCAAGAGCGGUCCCGCGGCACGUGGGAGUACACUGGACCCAACGAUCCCAUGCGCACCCAUGUGGGUGAGCGCUGGGACUGGGGCGAGGACGACGCGAAGACGGUGAUUCGUCGGGUGCUGGGUCUGGACACCGCCGAGCAAACACUGAUCCCAGACAGGAUCCUUCCCAUCUGCAGCGACCGCGACCGGGAAAGUAUCCUGGCUGUGAUGUCGGCCGUCGGCGCCGGCAGGGGUCGGUCCCGCCGGGGCAGCGCCGUCGGCAUGGGUAGCAGCGGCGCGACCGUGCUCGCCACCGCCGAUUCCACCGUCCGGGAGGGGCUCAACGCCCAAGUACAAGCCCCGGCGGAGGAGCGGGCGGCCCUGGAGGCAGAGUGGGCACAGCUUGUGGCGGACCGCGCGCGGGUUGACGAGGGGCGCCGCGCCGUGGACGACAUGGUGGAGGUGGGGCGCAAAAUGCGCCAAGCCCAACUGGCAGAGAUCCAGACGCGUGAGGAGGCGGCACUGAUCACCUCAAGCAUCCUAGAUGAAGCGCUGGGUGACAUCCGCUUGCAGUACGAGGCCUAUGCGAAGGACCUGACGAAGAGGGUCGAAAAUGCCUGCGGUGUCAUUGAUGCGGCUGCCGCCCAAGAGCGGCGGGCCUCGGAGGCCGACGCCUCGCUGCGGGCUCGGACGGCGGCGCUCGAGGCCGAACGCAAGGCCUUGGACGAGCGCGCUCGCUCCGCGCAGGAGUUUGAGGCCACGGUUCGUCGGCGAAUCGAGGUCCUCGACCGGAACCAGCGCGAGCAAGACGCGCGCAGCCGGGAGCAGGCGCAGCGAGCCCAGGAGUUGGAGGAGCAGGCUCAGGCGCUAGAGGAGCAAGCACGUUUGCUAGACCAGCGGGAGUCCACCUUGGCCGCCCACGAGAGAACGGCGACGGAAGCGGAGGCCUCCCUUCGUCUUCGUGAGGAGGCCGCAGCCGAGCGUGACCAGACGACCCUUGCUGCGAAGGCUUCGGCGGCCCGUCGUGUAGAGGAGCUACGGCUCCGGGAAGAGGCGUGCCGGGAACGGGACGCCGCGCUCGCCGAGCGCAAGGCCGAGGGUGUGACACUGGGCGAGCAACUCGCGGAACGCGAGGAGGCCGUCACCGGGCGCGAGGCUCGGCAUCUGGAGAGCGCUCGUGCCGAGCGCGCGGCGAUGGCGGCGAGGGCUUCUAAGCUGGAAGGCCGGGAGAAGGACCUGGCGGCGGGCGGGUAG